Molecule: messenger RNA, 649 nt
Organism: Manihot esculenta (cassava)
Lineage: Eukaryota; Viridiplantae; Streptophyta; Magnoliopsida; Malpighiales; Euphorbiaceae
Exons: 7
Coding region: 225-515 (96 amino acids)
Source: RefSeq, a predicted model, not a curated record
UACCCUUCGGCUCUUGUUGCAUAUAUAUAUAUCAGUUAGCCUUUUUGUUUCCAAAUUGUCUUCUACAAUUCCUUUAUAUAUUUCUCUCCUUUGUAUUUAUCAUAUUACCUUACUUUGCAUAUUCUUAUCUCACCUCUUCACUCCAAACAACUCCCUUUUCAUCUUUCCUUUUACCUCUCCUCUCUCUCUGUUUCUGCUUUUCUCUACUGCAAGGGGAAGUUGAGAUGGCAGAUUGCAACAGAAACCAAGACUUUUACGCAUCUCAAGAGCUUGAGGGAUCAUCCAUGAACAAGAAAUAUGGAGGACUUGUGCCAAAGAAGAAGCCCUUGAUUUCGAAGGACCAUGAACGUGCCUUCUUUGAUUCAGCCGACUGGGCGUUAUGUAAGCAAGGAGCAGGAGUGAAUCCAAAAUCUACAGUGGCAAUAGAAACAUUGCGACCAAAAUUACAGAGAACACCUCACCAGCAACUGCCUCCCAGAAGACCCGCUUGUACAUCUGGUACUCAUGAGAGUUAAGUUUGCGGUUGAGUAUGGAGACUAAGAGAUUCUCAUUCGCUGGUGUGGAGAGGUUUUAUAAUCGUAGAAAUUGUAUACAGUGGAAAUGGACUUAUGGGUGUUGAUCGCUUAUUAAUAAAGAAGCCUUCAAUUCA